Gopherus flavomarginatus (Mexican gopher tortoise) is the source of this 1217-nucleotide messenger RNA. RefSeq lists its product as uncharacterized. The transcript is spliced from 2 exons. The coding region runs from base 195 to 1085 and encodes 296 amino acids. Lineage: Eukaryota; Metazoa; Chordata; Testudines; Testudinidae. The record is from RefSeq and is a predicted model, not a curated record.
UCCACAAACCCAGAAAUCCUGGACGCCCCAUCAUCUCGGGCAUUGGCACUCUCACUGAAGGACUGUCUGGAUAUGUGGACUCUCUACUCAGACCCUAUGCCACCAGCACUCCCAGCUAUCUCCGUGACACCACUGAUUUCCUGAGGAAACUACAAUGCAUUGGUGACCUUCCAGAAAACACCAUCCUAGCCACCAUGGAUGUAGAGGCUCUCUACACGAACAUCUCACACACAGAUGGAAUACAAGCUGUCAGGAACACUAUCCCUGAUGAUGCCACAGCACAACUGGCUGCUGAGCUCUGUGCCUUUAUCCUCACACACAACUAUUUCAAAUUUGAUGACAAUAUAUAUCUCCAGAUCAGUGGCACCGCUAUGGGCCCCCGCAUGGCCCCACAAUAUGCCAAUAUUUUUAUGGCCGACCUGGAACAACGCUUCCUCAGCUCUUGUCCACUCACACCCCUUCUCUACCUACGCUACAUUGAUGACAUCUUCAUCAUCUGGACCCAUGGGAAGGAGUCUCUGGAAAAAUUCCACCACAAUUUCAACAGCUUCCACCCCACCAUCAACCUCAGCCUGGACCAGUCUACACAGGAGGUCCACUUCCUAGACACCACGGUGCAAAUAAGUGAUGGUCACAUUACCACCACCCUAUACCGAAAACCUACCAACCGCUAUGCCUACCUUCAUGCCUCCAGCUUCCAUCCCGGGCACAUCACACGAUCCAUUGUCUACAGCCAAGCACUGAGGUACAACCACAUCUGCUCUAACCCCUCAGACAGAGACCAACACCUACAAAAUCUCCACCAAGCAUUCUCAAAACUACAAUACCCGCACGAGGAAAUAAGGAAACAGAUCAACAGAGCCAGACGUGUACACAGAAGCCUCCUACUGCAAGACAAACCCAAGAAAGAAACCAACAGGACUCCACUGGCCAUCACAUACAGUCCCCAGCUAAAACCUCUCCAAUGCAUCAUCAGGGAUCUACAACCCAUCCUGGACAAUGAUCCCACACUUUCACAGGCCUUGGGUGGCAGGCCAGUCCUUGCCCACAGGCAACCUGCCAACCUGAAACAUUCUCACCAGUAACUGCACACAGCACCAUAGUAACUCUAGCUCAGGAACCAAUCCAUGCAACAAACCUCGAUGCCAACUCUGCCCACAUAUCUACACCAGUGACACCAUCACAGGACUUAACCAGAUCAGCCACAUCAUCACCAG